AUGACUGCUAAAAAGAAUAAACAGACUAAAAUAUCUCUUCCGUUGGACUUAGAAAACUGUGAGAAGUUGGAGCAUGUUAUGCCUCCUCCUAAGAGCAGGUCUUCAUCUAUCACUUCUAUUGAAUCCAAUGGUACUGUUGAGUCAUUUUUAAAGCCUCCUCCGAUGAGGGACUUUGACGAUUUGCAUGCUUUUGAAUCGUACAUUAGAGACGAGACAUGGGAUAAUGAAUUCGAUUACUGUCACGCCCAUUUGAGUUACUAUCCUCCUUUCGUUAUGAAGGAAAUUCGUAACAAUAUGGAUAAAAUAAAACCCACUAUGAACAAAAAUUCAAGAAAGUUUAGAAGGAACUUGCAACACCAUGUCAAAAGGCAUUUGAUGGCUGAGAUGGCCAAAUGCUCAGGUUAUGAAAUGGACUUUAAUAAAAUUGGCAUGGAGGAGAGUCCGAAUAAAAUCACCUGGAAAUAUGAGGACUCUGGUCUUCAUGGUCUUCCAGAAGAAGAAGAAGACUUAUACGGAAGACACUGGAAGUUAAUGUUAGAAGUAAGUUGUAAUAAUGAAAGUCCAUUAGUUGAGGUCGAUUAUAGGGCUAUGCCGAUAAUGUGA
Priceomyces carsonii is the source of this 603-nucleotide messenger RNA. It is a transcript of the gene UCF1, whose product is annotated as Ucf1p. The transcript has a single exon. Gene Ontology annotation, biological process: energy reserve metabolic process. The coding region runs from base 1 to 603 and encodes 200 amino acids. NCBI's taxonomy places the organism in Eukaryota, Fungi, Ascomycota, Pichiomycetes, Serinales, Debaryomycetaceae. The record is from RefSeq and is a predicted model, not a curated record.